AGGGGGCGCUUUAACAUUAACUCCACCUUAAACUCACUACAGAUGAAGAGCAGCUGUAGGGUUAUUUUUGUUUUGUUUUGUUUUGUUUUGUUUUUAUUUUGCCACAGAGGUUAUCAUCCUCAGCGUGAAAAUCUUCCUGAGUGAGUUUUACACUAACAGAUUUUAUCCGUUAUCAGUAUUUCAGGAUGUUUACUACGUUCUCCUUUGAUGUCUGAGAAUUAUGACCUUUAAGACCCAAACCUUAUAAUGGAAUCAGCAGAGGUCCGAGCAUGCUCUUUCAGAAAACCUCCACACACCCCUGCUCCUGCUGGCUCUCAGACAGAAACUUGUACAGAUUCAGGUGGAGGGACAUCAGGAUCUUGGGGACACAUCAACUCCAUGGACCAACAGAACCAUGUAAAAAAGGAUGAAUCUGAGCGUGAAGGCUAUGUCUGUGAAGCAGCGCCAGGCUCUGUGGGACACAUCACACCUAUGGAUGAACAGAUAUAUAUAAAAAAGGAAGAACCGGAGGAUGAAGACUAUCUCUGUGGAGAAACAUCCGGCUCUGUGGAAAAUGUAGACCAACAGAGAGGAUUUCAGAGCCUGCAUGUAAAAGUGGAAGAAUCUAAAGAUGAAGACUACAUAUAUACAACGACAGUCUUGGAAAAUGAUGAUGCCCAGUUAGAAGUCUAUUCCUGCUUCUGCUGUUCCCUUUCCUAUACAUCUCAAAUUAACCUCCACAAACAUAUCACAAGUUGCCACUCCGAUGAAUAUGAGAGACUAAUAAAAUCAGGAGAGAUAAUGUCUGAGAAUCUUAUGCCGGCAAGAAGCUCCAGUUUUCAGCAAACAAUCUCUGGUACUCUGCAAAUGCAGAAAGAAGUCUAUCAGUGCUUGCAGUGUGGGAAGAGUUUUACUGACCAGAAAAAUCUCAGAAGACACCAGCACAUUCACACAGGAGAGAAACCACAUCACUGCUCAGAGUGUGGGAAGAGAUUUGUUCGACAGAGUGAUCUCCAAAUACACCUGCGCAGUCACACAGGAGAGAGGCCACAUCACUGCUCAGAGUGUGGGAAGAGUUUUGCCCAACACAGUAGUCUCCAGAGGCAUCAGCGCAUUCAUAAUGGAGAAAAGCCAUUUCACUGCUCACAGUGUGGGAAACGUUUUAAGCAACAGAGUCACCUCCAGACACAUCAGCGCAUCCAUACAGGAGAGAGGCCGUAUCAGUGCUCACAGUGUGGGAAGAGUUUUAUUCAACAAAGUUAUCUCCAAACACACCAGCGCAUUCACACAGGAGAGAGGCCGUAUCAGUGCUCACAGUGUGGGAAGAGCUUUGCCCAACACAGUAGUCUCCAACGACAUCAACGCGUUCACACAGGAGAGAAGCUGUAUUACUGCUCACAGUGUGGGAGGAGUUUUAUUCAGCAAAGUGAUCUCCAGACACACCAACGCAUUCACACAGGAGAGAGGCCAUAUCACUGUUCACAGUGUGGGAAGAGUUUUGCCCAUCCCGGUAGUCUCCAACGACACCAACGCGUUCACACAGGAGAGAAGCCGUAUCAUUGUUCAGACUGUGGGAAGAGUUUUAAUCGACUGAGUACUUUCAAAGCUCACCAGUUCAUUCACACAGGAGAAAAGCCACAUCAAUGCUCACAGUGUGGAAUGAGUUUUGCCCAUCACAGUAGUCUCCAACGACACCAACGAGUUCACACAGGACAGAAGCCGUAUCACUGUUCAGACUGUGGGAAGAGUUUUAUUCAACAAAGUGAUCUCCAGACACACCAGGUCAUUCACACAGGAGAGAAGCCCUAUCACUGCUCACAGUGUGGGAAGAGUUUUACUCGACAGAGUACUCUGAAAGCACACCAGCGCAUUCACACCGGCGAGAAACCGUAUCAGUGCUCAGAGUGUGGGAAGAGUUAUUCUCGACAGAGUGUUCUCGAACAACACCAGCGCAUUCACACUGGCGAGAAGCCGUAUCACUGCUCCGAGUGCGGGAAGACUUUUGCCCAACAUGGUAGCCUCCAACAACAUCAACGCAUUCACAAUGGAGAAAGGCCGUAUCACUGCUCAGAGUGUGGGAAAAGUUUUGUUCGACAAAGUGCUCUUCAAAUACACCUUCGCAUUCACACAGGAGAGAAGCCGUAUCACUGCUCCGAGUGUGGGAAGGAUUUUAUGCGACAGAGUGAUCUCCUAAUACACCAGCGCAUUCACACGGGAGAGAAGCCCCAUCACUGCUCAGAGUGUGGGAAGAGUUAUUCUCGACGGAGUGUUCUCGAACAACACCAGCGCAUUCACACAGGUUUGAAGCCUUAUCACUGCUCCGAGUGUGGGAAGUGUUUUGCCCAACAUGGCACUCUCCAAAGACAUCAGCGCAUUCACAAUGGAGAAAAGCCGUAUCACUGCUCAGAGUGUGGGAAGUGUUUUGCCCAGAAUGGUACUCUCCAUCGACACCAACGUAUCCACAAUGGAGAAAACGGCACUGAAUUUUACUCGACACUUUGUAGGGAUGUACAGACAGAAACUUUUACAGAUUCAGGUGGAGGGACAUCAGGCUUUGUGGGACACAUCAACCCCAUGGACCAACAGAACCAUGUAAAAAAGGAUGAACCUGAGGAUGAAGGCUAUGUCUGUGAAGCAACGCCAGACCUUGUGGGAUACAUCACACCUAUGGAUGAACAGAUAUAUAUAAAAAAGGAAGAACCUAAGGAUGAAGACUGUCUCUGUGGAGACACAUCAGGCUCUGUUGAAAAUGUAGACCAACAGAGAGGAUUUCAGAGCUUGCAUGUAAAAGAGGAAGAAUCUAAAGAUGAAGACUACAUCUAUACAACGACAGUCUUAGAAAAUGAUGAUGCCCAGUUACAUGUCCUCUCCUGCUUCUACUGUUCCCUUUCCUAUACGUCUCAAAUUAACCUCCAGAAACAUAUCACAAGUUGCCACUCCGAUGAAUAUGAGAGACUAAUAAAAUCAGGAGAGAUAAUGUUUGAGAAUCUUAUGCCGCCAAGAAGCUCCAGUUUUCAUCAAACAAUCUCUGGUACUCUGCAAAUGCAGAAAGAAGUCUAUCAGUGCUUGCAGUGUGGGAAGAGUUUUACUGACCAGAAAAAUCUCAGAAGACACCAGCACAUUCACACAGGAGAGAAACCACAUCGCUGCUCAGAGUGUGGGAAGAGAUUUGUUCGACAGAGUGAUCUCCAAAUACACCUGCGCAGUCACACAGGAGAGAGGCCACAUCACUGCUCAGAGUGUGGGAAGAGUUUCGCCCAACACAGUAAUCUCCAAAGACAUCAGCGCAAUCAUAAUGGAGAAAAGCCAUUUCACUGCUCACAGUGUGGGAAGCGUUUUAAGCAACAGAGUCACCUCCAGACACAUCAGCGCAUCCAUACAGGAGAGAGGCCGUAUCAGUGCUCACAGUGUGGGAAGAGUUUUAUUCAACAAAGUGAUCUCCAAACACACCAACGCAUUCACACAGGAGAGAGGCCGUAUGACUGCUCACAGUGUGGGAAGAGAUUUAAUCGGCAGAGUACUAUCAAAGCUCACCAGUUCAUUCACACAGGAGAAAAGCCACAUCACUGCUCACAGUGUGGAAUGAGUUUUGCCCAUCACAGUAGUCUCCAACGACACCAACGAGUUCACACAGGAGAGAAGCCGUAUCACUGUUCAGACUGUGGGAAGAGUUUUAUUCAACAAAGUGAUCUCCAAACACACCAGGUCAUUCACACAGGAGAGAAGCCCUAUCACUGCUCACAGUGUGGGAAGAGUUUUACUCGACAGAGUACUCUGAAAGCACACCAGGCCAUUCACACAGGACAGACCUAUGAAGUUAUGAUCAUGCCAUUUGAAAUUUGAAUUUAAAUGCAAAAAAUCUGCAUUUGAAUGUUGAUAUUUUGAAUUUGUACCAUCUCAUCUGAAAUUGAAUUGAUAUUGAAUUUUGUGGUUUUGCAAAGAGUCAUCUAAACUGACUUCCUUGGUGGUCUAGUUGAUAAGGAUCCCACGCUCACUCAGUGAACCCAGCCACUGGGGAUUGCACUUGGUGCCGGUCCUAAGCACGGAUUAAAUGGGAGGUUUGCGUCAGAAAGGGCAUCUCACGUAAAACCUGUGCCAAAUCAAUUAUGCGGACCAAUGAAACGCUGUGGCGACCCCUCACGGGAGCAGAGGAAAGAAGAACAAUAAUCCAAAAUCUGAAAAUAAAUUUGCUAUAGGAGUGACUUUUGACCUAGCGUGCGGAUGUUUUGCUGCAAAGCAUUUCUGAGCAUUGCUCUAGAUAAGGGUGUCUGCCAAAUGCCAUAAAUGUGAAUUUAAAUUAUUGUUUGAAGUUUUAGACUGAAUUAUUUUUUCAUUUUGAACUUCACUUCAUGUUCACUUUUUAAAAUAACAUGUGCUUUCAUACACAGAACAUUGGCUGAGUCCAUGAACUGGAGCUUAUGCAGAUUACCAGUGUGUUAUUUUUUUCAAAUUGCAACUACUUCAGCUUUCAAGGCUUUUUUGAUUUCAGUGUGCAGGGGAUUUUUUUUCUCGAUCAGGUGUGAGAAAGGGAUACAAUUUUGUCGUAUGCACAGAAAUUACUUGUUUAUUAUGUUUCACUAACGCUAACGCCACUGAAGGGAUCUCGUGGCUUAAAGCAGAUGUUGCUCCCAGAGAUUUCAUGUUGCCAUUUUCACCCGUUAAUGCUGUCUGUAUGUGAGAAUGAAUGAUGUCUGUGGAGUGUAGUUCCUCUUAGGCAGAUACUUCUGGAGAACGUCUGCCUUGGCAUUACAGAGCAAACCUCAAAAAUGGUAUUUUCCCAUGCUUACUCUCUCACCAGUGUACUGAAGCUACAAUAGCUAAGCUUUCCUAUUUUUUCUACCAAGUUGUAAUCAUUUUUUUUAAAAAUGUUAAGGUCAGCACCUAACAUUAAUAGAUAACACUAUUAGUAUUUUACCAAACAUUAAAUGUCUGCCUAGGAUGUUCUAGGCCAUGAAUUGAAUGGUGUAAAUGAUCCAGAGGAACCAGGACAUGGACAUGGAGUUAUAAGUGUAUGACGUAUGAGAGAGAUGCACUGUGAGUGAGCCAUGCUGAAGAUCCGAACUGUAUACUGAUGCAGUUAAUGGUGUCGUGAGUAACAGAAUGUUCCAGCUGGUGGCACUGUGAAUAUUAACUCUGCUGUAAGCUGUUGUGAGUUAGAGCUGCAGUUUAUUUUUGUGUAGUUAAUACACCUUGAAAGAGGAGAUAAAUGGUACAUGUGUAUAAAGUAUUCUAUCCAUCCACCUUCAACCGCUUACUCCUUUUUAGGGUCACGGGGGAACCUGGAUCCUAUCCCAGGGAGCAGGGUACACCCUGGACAGGGUGGCAGGGCACACAAUCACACACACAUUCACACACUACGGACACUUUAGACACUCCAAUCAGGAGUGAGGCGAACAUGCUAACCACUAAGCCACCGUGCACCCUGUAUAAAGUAUUAUUAUUAUUUAUUAUAUGCUCAGUGUUCAUUGAUAGUUGUUGUUUUUUUUUUACUGAUUAAUUGGUGUCUAAAUGUUUAAAAUUUAAAUGAUUCACAAUCAUUGCGAAUAAAGGAAGAGGAUCUUAUUCGAGAUUUCUCCAUGUAUGGAAA
Ictalurus punctatus (channel catfish) is the source of this 5566-nucleotide messenger RNA. Its product is annotated as zinc finger protein 420. Gene Ontology annotation, biological process: regulation of cytokine production; regulation of immune system process; negative regulation of transcription by RNA polymerase II. The transcript is spliced from 11 exons. Lineage: Eukaryota; Metazoa; Chordata; Actinopteri; Siluriformes; Ictaluridae. Bases 247 to 3822 code for a protein of 1191 amino acids. The record is from RefSeq and is a predicted model, not a curated record.